GUUUUCUGCGCCGCUUCUUCUCGCUGUUUUACGACGAGCUUUCGCGCGCUGACGUGUUCCUCCAGGAGUUUAAAUAAAGUUCGAAUCGCGUCCGGAAGUCGGAAGCGUUGAUGCACGCGCGAGCUCAGUGACUCAGCAGAAAGACGUUCAUUCAGAGCAACAGAAUGGAAGAGCAAGAUCAAACCAACCAGGCCGAGAAGUCCGAGGUUUUCCCUGCGGAGAGUUACGCUGCGGAGUCCAUGGCGGCAGAUAUGGACCCCUGGAUUGUAUUCGAUGGCCGGAAAACCCCCCGAGCCGAAUUCAACGGAUGGCUCGAGUCCAACAGACCCUCGCAGGUCAGUCGCCACGGAAAUGAAGAAGGUUCCGGCCCAGUGGGCUGGAUCGCCGUGCACGGGCCCACCUCGUGUGAGGACGCCGCGGACGUGGAGGGUCUCCAGGACAGCUGGGAAUUGCUGCAGGCCAGCGGCCGAAGCAUCACCUUUCACGUCAUCAAGGAGCUGGCGUUGAACCACAACGUGCUGGUGGGCAAGUGGCUCAUGCAUUUGCACACCGGUUUCAAAGUUGACCGCGCCUGGGAAUGCAUCGCCAGGUCCACACUGGAUGGCAAGAUCUGCUCUGCCAAAGUGAGCCCCAGAGAUCCCAAAUCGGACACCAAACACGUGAUCUGCGCCUACAACAGGAACUUCACGGACGAAGAGCAGGUGAUGCGUCUCAACGCUGCCAUCCGGGCAGCGGGGGUCAAGUGCGUCCUCUACUAUAAACCUGACGUCUACUCGUAUCUGGGAAUCUACCGCGACAACCGCUGGAAGCUCUGUCCGACCAUCUACGAGAGCCUGUUUGACCUGGAGAGCGUUCCUCGCCGCUCUCACGUCAUCAACAAGAUCACCAAUCUACCAGUCAUCUAGAAGUCACUGCCGUGAAGCCGAACAUUACCCUGUUUUGCGCCACGUGGCGAAGACUGUCUGUACGGCCUGACGGUCGCGCCGAGGACGAGGAGAGCCGGACGAUCUUUGAACGCUUUUGUUUUGGACACACUCCAUUAUUGUUGCGUUACAGUCACAGAGCUGCAUGUUAGCAGGUUCAAAUCAAGAGAAUACAGGAUGAGUAAAGUUAAGGGCUUUAAACGCCGGCUGAUGUUGUUGAAUGAUGUGAACGUGUUCAAUAAACAUGUUGUUUUUUGUUCUUUCAGAGUUGUUUGUUUAAACCUAAACGUAUUAUGUCCAAUAAACAAGCUGCAAACUUUUCUCAGAACAUUGAUCUUUAUUACGGCUCAAAACAUUGUACAAAACUAGAUUGUACACGGAACCCAUUUAGUUCUUUUUCGGAAAGACGUGAACACAACUGUCACAAAGUGAAGAGUGAGACACAAACAUUUAAAUCGGUUUUCUCUCAGAGGCAUUUUUGUCAGUUCAGAGCAAAGUGAAGGUGUUUGCCACAAAAGCAAAGACGUUUCCUUCAUUAUUAUUAUUAUGACUGCAUAACACUGAUGAAUUUACAGCUUGAUGUUGCUCACUUCUGACAGAAAAGAACUCAACAAAACUAUACACGUGUGUGUGUUUAAUGAGAGAGAAAGAUCA
Messenger RNA from Triplophysa dalaica, 1577 nucleotides. It is a transcript of the gene c1h11orf68, whose product is annotated as chromosome 1 C11orf68 homolog. The record is from RefSeq and is a predicted model, not a curated record. The transcript has 2 exons. NCBI's taxonomy places the organism in Eukaryota, Metazoa, Chordata, Actinopteri, Cypriniformes, Nemacheilidae. Bases 165 to 905 code for a protein of 246 amino acids.